Messenger RNA from Botrytis deweyae, 3240 nucleotides. RefSeq lists its product as uncharacterized. The transcript has 4 exons. The record is from RefSeq and is a predicted model, not a curated record. Bases 679 to 3240 code for a protein of 853 amino acids. NCBI's taxonomy places the organism in Eukaryota, Fungi, Ascomycota, Leotiomycetes, Helotiales, Sclerotiniaceae.
CUCGCAAAUGCUUUUAGGAUCCAACCAGUCACUACCUCAACGUCGUCGCUUAUCCUGUAGCGGUUAUCAUCAACGCGUCAAAAAAUAACCUCACACUCCACCUCCAACACAAAAGGUUGGCAAAAUGAAGAAGCGCAUGUGGAUACCUAGUAUCAAAAAGGCAAAAGAAAUAACACACUUACAUUGAUGAUGAGGACGAAUUAUGGUUAGUGGGGUAUAGCAACAGCUUUGUAGCAAGUUAUGGGUAUAGCAAAGAUUGUAUAGCAAAGUCGGCCACUUGACCGUUGAACCAAACCACCACUUGAUGAUUUGGUUCGAGGUUAAUGACAUUGUUUGGGGCUAUAUUGGAGAGAAGCGAAAGUGAAUAUGGAGGAGUUGGGUUGAUUGGAUGAUAGACUCUCGUCACAUCUAUCUCUUCACUUUCGGACCCGUAUUGAUCCGUCUUUUGAAAAGCGGUAAGGUGGCAUGCCGUAUGGUAUCCUCAAGACCUUUUUGCUAGAUCUUGUAGCCUCUUCUCAUAUGUGUUUAUACGCAUUGCCUCAAGAAACACGUGCAACAACCCUCUUUCAGUCGCAUACCUACUUUGCAUGACUUGGGUCUUUUUUUUGAACACCAAAUCUCUCUUCUCUCUAUAUCGACAGAUACUGCAAACAAAUAGCUUGCAUUAACGUUGCGCAAAUGCCUGGAGAUGGAGAUGAAGUACCGCGUCUUCUUCGGGAUCGUCAUAUAAAAGCUGUUAGAGAUAAAUUUCAUCGGCCACCAACAGUCAAUGAAUUACGGGCUAUCGAUGCACUUCCACUUGAGCCUCGAAAGAACCUCAACGACACCUCUCCAAAUGGUCAAAGAAUCUAUGAAUUGUUGAGAGCAUAUGAGAAGGCUGGCUAUGUUGAAGGGCUUGAAGAAGCUGGGAGACUACUCUGGGCGCAGGUAUUUGCAGAACCAGAUUUCAGCCAAGCACCUAGAAUGGAACCAUUUUCAGCCGUCAGGAAUAUUGCGGCAUGUGGGAUCAGUGAAGUUAAAUACAGGGCCAGUCAACAUCCUACAAGAACACCGAAAGAAAAGCCCUUACAAUGGACGUCUGCAGAGAAAGUGAUUUCCAUCAAUGCUACGUCAAAUGCUUUUGCUGGAUCUCCUCAGAAGCCUUGGAUGACAAGGGGUGUUUCGAUAUCACCAACUCCUCGACGUGCUAGUAUCUCAUCAGUUCAAAAUGACAAUAACAACAAGCCUGCUAGUAAUCACUUCCAAUCUCCCGAUGCACAGUCAGUCUCAUUACGAUUUGCACAAUCUGGUCAGCAAACUAAUAACCGCACAUCUACAUUUACCACCCCAGCUCCUGGAGGUCCACCACACACCUCUAGUGGUGGUAUUUAUAUUCCAUGGCCAUUGCAUCAAAAAACUCAAGAACAUCAAUAUGCAAGCCCAUAUUCAAUCCAAGCCUCUACAAACUCUAUACCGUAUGUCCCGGAAAGAGGAGAACCAGCACGGGAUAUAAUGUCCCGUGCUAAUGUCUCUUCAAAUAUUGUUGGUGAAUCAAGAGUCCCAGUACAGCGACCAAUUUCCCAUUCUAAUUACACUCCAAAUUGGAAGAGUGAAUCGACAGAUUGUAAUACAUCAAUGGGAAAUCCUCUUCAUGCCCAUGUGUAUCAUCAAUCAUAUCCCUCCGUUACCUUGGAAACAAAUCGGUUCGGCCAAACUACGUUCUCAGACUCAACUCGUCAACACGCCCCUUGGGGACAUCGAACUUCCAAGAUGUCGUCUCCUGGAAAUUAUUCUGAAUAUUCCCCUCUUCCUUCCACAAACAAACCCCUUCUACAGCCAUUAAAUGAAGAAGGCUACCAAGAUAGACAGAUCGCAAGCUCAACUGGCAAUACAUAUGAUCCUACAAGUCCUCCCUUUCAUCCAGCCAUAUCGUCUGAGGGACAACAACUCUUUCGCCUACGCAAAGAAGAAGAGGAAACAGAGCUUGCUCGCAUAACCUCGAAUAUCCACCACUCUUUAUCAGCACUACCUGAUAAUCAGAGAGAUCAACAAACUGAAUCGAGCUCGACAAUAGUUGCUGCAAAUACCUCAACAAGCAUGUCGACAACUGGCCAUAGAACCCAACUUGCUACACCAAACGCUUCUAUGCAGCAAAGUCCUUCGUCUGAUACUUCUGCUGUAGCACCAGGUCAGUUGAGUAACAAUCCUUUCGUCAUUCGUGACGAUAUGGGGUUUAUACCAUUAAGUUCACAAGACUUUACAGAUCAAGACAUGAACUUCGCUCUAAACAAUCCUCUGCCAAUGAGUUCCAGAAGAAUCACCAGAUCUAUCUCUAGCUCCACCCACACACCAAUUCUGCCUUCACCCAAAACCAUGAAUGGCAGAACUACCUUUUCAGAUGGGGCCAGUCCUCAAUCUGGAAUGUUGAUUCCCGAAAACCCACUACCCGGUACAAUCUUCAGCACUAGAGCCCAAAACUUCCUCUCGGUUCACAAUGCCAAGAAGAAUAGCACAAAAAAACCAUUCCUUCCUAAAGCUCCAGUUUCCGCUCAAGUAGAUGGAGCAUCAGAUUCUGCAUCAAAUAUCGGCGUUCUAGCACAUUACAUUCCAGAAUUACCACCGCAGCAAAAAUUAUCCUACUCGAGCGCCUCCCCAAACUUCUCCAUCGAAUUCAUCUACUUCGACCCCACGAAAGAUUACGACAAUGACGACAAUGCGUACACAGAGAAUCCAAUCUCUGUCUCCCAGGCCUCUAUCUCCUAUCCUGCUCAACCCCCACACAGCCUCUUUCAUCCCACCCCAACCCGUCCUUCACCCCCACCACCCCAUCUCCGUCCCCACACCCCAGAGUAUCUCCUCUUCCCACCCACCGCCGCCUCAUCCUCCAAGCAAACCUGGCCACCACCUCCCCCCGAAAUCGAAGGCUACCGUCAAUACACCUUCGUCCGCGACCGCAUCUCCCUCAACAUGAAAGCCAAACGUCGCACUGAGAUCGAUCUCGAUACAGGAGAGUAUCGAUAUAGCAUGGAUAGCAAGGAGACGAGUCGGGGAUAUAAGAUGGAUGGGACGCGUGUCCGCACUAGUUCGCGAUAUUUUCAUAAGAAGAGGAUUGCGAAGAAAUCGAAGGAGAAGGAGGAGGAGGAGAGGGUGGAUGAGAUUGCUAGGAAGGUGGAGAGUGUGGAGAAGGGGGUUGAGGAGAUGAGGAGGGAAGAGGGAGAUGUGUUGUUGGGGUUGUUGGGUGGUGGGUUCUUGCCUUUGUGA